Molecule: messenger RNA, 1098 nt
Organism: Saprolegnia parasitica CBS 223.65
Lineage: Eukaryota; Oomycota; Saprolegniomycetes; Saprolegniales; Saprolegniaceae
Exons: 2
Coding region: 1-1098 (365 amino acids)
Source: RefSeq, a predicted model, not a curated record
AUGUGCACGGCGUCAUUCGCGACGCUUUGUGCGAACGACUCGCAGCCGGCCCCCACGACCAAGUCGCAGUUCUCGUUCCUCGCACUCUUGCUUGACUAUUGGAGCCGCUUCCUCCCGAGCCAGUACCCGCACCGCGCUGUGCUUGAGAACGCGCCGGUCACCAAGUCUGCGUCGCCCGACGAUAUUGUUGCCGCCGUCCUCGCCGCCCUUAUCCCGAUGCUGCACAAGAUCCCGGGUGAUCGGUUUGAUGCCGAAGGUCGCUUCAAGGUCGAAGCCGCUGUCAUGCGCGCCGUGGAGCUGAAGAAGCCCCUUACGUUUGUGAUCCCGGCCUUUCCGUUCAAGUCGCCCAACACGACCGAGAAGACGCUCGGUGUGCUUCCGGACCGCGGCGAAGAGCUCGCGAUGGAGCGCCUUGAAGCCCUCUGCCGUGAGAUCGAGACUGUGUACCCGCCUGGUGCUCAGAUGGUCAUUUUCAGCGACGGGCGCAUCUUCAACGACAUCAUUGGUGUCUCGACGGAUGCCAUGGACGCGUACAUCGCCGAGCUCGAGGCCAUGGCGGUCGCGGCCAAGCACAGCCACAUCAAGUUUGACCGGCUCGAACACUACACCACAUCCGAAGAUCCCAACCAGGAGCUUCUCGAGCGCUACAACUGCGACAAGAUCGACAUGAAGAAGCUUCUGAAAGACGACGCGGGUGUCCUUGCCACCUACCGCGGCUUCCGCCGCUUCCUCACCAAGGACCUCGCGCACAAGUGGGUCGGCAUGUCCAACUCGGCCAUCGACAAGGCUGCGGGCGCCGCCGCCAAGCUCAUGAUCCAGCGCAACAUGGCCUUCUCGACGCUCGUCGACGACUGCUACCCGGACGCGGUCCGCCUCUCGAUCCACGCCUACGACAACGCAGGCCCCAAGUACGGCGUCGCGCUCAUCCCGCAGCUCGAGAGCUCCAACGGGUCGAUCCCGACCACGCCGUGGCACUGCGUCAUGGUCACCGAUAUGCACGGCCGCGAGUUUUCCGCCAAGCACGAAGAUGUCGACUUGGAGCUGUACGAGCUGCAGUACAAGUUUGGCCGGGCGUGGUGCUAUACGGCCAAGCCGUAG